AAAAAAUAAAAGAAAAAAAUUAUUAAAUUGUUUAUUGAUAAGAUUGUUUAUUUAUUAAUAAUAUUUGCCACUUAAAGUAAGCUAAUUUGUUUAUUAAGUGAAAUUUAUCAAUAACGCAUAAAAAUCACCGAAUACGUUUUCAAAAUGCCGCCUGUACAGCAGAGUCAACAGAAUUGGUGCAUCAACAUGAUAUGGCUGAUUACUAUAGUGGCCCUAAGUGGUGAAUAUUUCGUAAAAGGAGACUCCUCCGCCAUACCACAUCCUUGUGACAAUGUUAAAUGUCCGCCUCUCAUGGACUUAUCGUGUCCUGCCGAUAGCAGCAUUCGUGAACUUAUAGCCGAACCCUUAAUAGCUGUUGAAGAUGAACAGGAAUUUCUACACAAUGCCAACAAUUCCUCAGAAAUCACAGAAGAAAUCUUCUCCCAAUGCUGCCUAAAUAAAAAAUGCAUUUGUAAUCUCUGUCAUAUACCCGACUGUCACAAUGAUGGCGAAGUGGUGGUAGAACUCUUACCCGAAUCCAUUGAUAUGCCCGGCUUUUGUUGUGGCAAAUACGAAUGUCAAAAGGAACCCAACUGUACAGAGGUCCAAGAUACCGAUAGCUAUUGGUUGACCAAUUGCCAACGUUGUAAGUGUUAUGGUGGCCAGAGAUUGUGUCAUCAAAGUUGUGAUGAGGGUAUGAAAAAGCCGGCCAUGUGUCAUUCCAAAAACUUGAAUACUUUCUAUGAGCAUGGUCAGAGUUGGCGUGAUGGUUGCUAUGACUGUGAGUGUGUUAAUGGUGAGGCCAAUUGUUUGAUAACCUUCUGCAAGGGUUUGAAUUGUUCCAAAAACCGUCAGGUCCAAUUGAAGGAUAGCUGUUGUCCCGUUUGUUGGCCUAAGGGCUUUGCUAUGCCUAAUGCUGAAGAGGAAUAUGAUGAGGAUACUGAUAUGGAAGAGCAUAAUGAUAAUGAAAUUGAAUCCAGUCAUCAUUAUGACAACAAUGAGGAAUAUACAGAUAAUGAAGAGCAAAUAGAGCCCGAUAUAGAGCUAAAGCCCAUUAAUGAAAUAGCAAAAGCAACAACAGAAACUAGCACUACAACAACAUCUACUACUACCACCUCUACAACUAAUAAGCCCUCUACAACAGAGACCACCAGCACCACACCAGCUGAGUUAAUAUUCUCUCCAGGCUUACCUUACACUCCCACUACUUCCGCUGCCACUAUCUUGCCCUGUAAAAGUGAAAAUCUUUCCAGCACUACCAGCUCCAGCACCACACCCGAACCCUGCAACCGCCAAGAAGUGCCAGCCACCUACCAAGUCUAUCCCCAAGUAGUCGAACUCAUGCGCUACAGCCAACACAACAACUUGCUCUACACCAUUAUCGGCUGCCUGUCCGUCCUCGUGGUCAUUUUGGCCGCCUGGAGUAUUCACCUCAAAGCCAAGCAAAGAUCCUAUAGACCCGUUUCCAAUUUCGAUGACAAUUUCAAUCGAAUGUCUUCUAACAUUAAGAAAAUGAAUGAUUAUGUUUAAGCCCCUCAAAAUAAAAAGGGCCACAGCAGCAGCAGCUAAACGAAUAUACUUCAAACAAUAGUCUAAGUAAGCUAAAGUGUAGAGUGUAGUAUAGAACCUAGACCCUGCUUUUAUUUCACCCACAUUUAGACCAGUCUUUUUGCUUAGCUGAGGAUCUCAAAAUACUUAAAAAAAGAAAAAUUAUAUAAAAAAAAUUUUGCAUUGAAAAGUGAAAAUUAAAUCAUAUAGAAAAAAAUAAAAAUAUUACAAAAAAGUAUUCAAUAUUUUCCUAAAUUUUAGUUAAAUUCUUUUUAUUAGUUUUAAAAUAAAUUUAUGAUAAAUUAAAAUAAAA
Molecule: messenger RNA, 1840 nt
Organism: Calliphora vicina (urban bluebottle blowfly)
Lineage: Eukaryota; Metazoa; Arthropoda; Insecta; Diptera; Calliphoridae
Exons: 2
Coding region: 145-1509 (454 amino acids)
Molecular function (GO): protein binding
Source: RefSeq, a predicted model, not a curated record